Molecule: messenger RNA, 1412 nt
Organism: Frieseomelitta varia
Lineage: Eukaryota; Metazoa; Arthropoda; Insecta; Hymenoptera; Apidae
Exons: 5
Coding region: 158-1330 (390 amino acids)
Source: RefSeq, a predicted model, not a curated record
CAUCAUUUUUUAAUGUUAUAAGUUGUGAAAAGGCUAUAUUGCACUGAUACGUUAUUUUUACCACUUUAUUAUAAAACAUGGGAAAGAAAAUUAUACACCUUACAUAUUUCCUAUUUUGUAUCUUAACCUUGAUUAAAAAAUAAUUGUCAUUAGUUCAAUGGCAAAUAUAACUUCAAUGUUGUCAAUAGGACGACAUGAUAUUUGUUCUGAAGAUAUUGCCAACAAUUGCAUAAAUGUAACUGGUAAUGAUUGUAAUAAUUCAAAAACAUUGGAAGAUUUACAAUGUUUUGUAUGUGAUGCAAAAAUUCAAGGACGUUAUUAUGCUUUGGCUACAUGCAGAACACAGAUAUCAAGAACUAGAGUAAUAGAAAAACUUGGAGAAUUAGUUGGUGAAAGAUAUAUGGUAGUGAUAUCAGAAGAUGAUGUAAUUUGUCGAAGUUGUGCUAAUCUUAUUAAUACACUUGAUAAACUUGAUGUUGAAAUGUGUAAUGUACGUGAUAAUAUUUUGAGAUUCUUGGAACAAAAAUAUUCUUUAGAAAAGGGAGAGCUUCUUGGUAAUGAGAAACAAAAGCGUUCUCAACCACCACAGAUUACAAAAUGUAACAAUCAAGCUGUAACUAAUUAUCCAACUAGGAAAGAUGUUACCUUAUCCUCAAAUAUUACUGAAAAAUCCAAACAUAAAAAGAAUAAUAUUUGGUUGCAAUGUGAUAAGUGUCAAUAUACCACACUUCAUAAUUCAUUUAUGGUGCAUCAUAUUAGGGAUCAUAUUAAACAAAAAAUAUUUUGUGAUAAAUGUGGUGUGCAAUUUUAUGAAAGUCAACAAGACUCACAUAAUUGUAAUAUGAAAGAACAUAUAAGUGAUCAGACUAAAAUUCAAGAUAAACAAGCAGAAUCAUCUUUAAAAAGUAUUGAUGAAACUAUAUUGGAUAUUCCAAUUUUGGAAAGAAAUGUACAGCAAAAUGUACCAAUUAUGACUAUUGAAACAUAUUCUGGAUCACAAAUUUCAAAUCAUAAUGAAAAUAUUCCUAUAAUAAGAUUAUCAAAUUCUGAAAAUUUAUCAAUACAAAAUAUUUUAACUUCUGAGAAUAAUUCUGCAAAUGGUCAACCAAUAUAUGUACGUAUUUUACAACCUGUUGAAACUAAUGAAGUACCAACACAUCCUACAGUGAUGGUAUCACAUUCUGAUACAGAUUUAGCUAUGAAGCUUAAAGAUAAUUCAGAAAAACAAAUUUUAACAUUGACAGAGGAUGGUAAUUUGGAAAUGACAGAAAUAGCUUGCUGGAAUGACAUACAAUCAUCAGAGUCACAAUCCAAUAUAAUGUUUCAAUAAGUCAAUUUAUUAAAUUAGAUAAAAAUUUUAUUUACUUAUUUUUAUCAAUACCAUAAAUAACAGUUAUUUACAUUUGCAAUAA